AUGACUAACCUUCCAGUAGUGGUAAUGGACAACGGUACCGGUGGAAAUAAUGAACCAUCCUUCGUUUUUCCAACUGCCAUUGCCACUCGUGAAGUCCCCGGUGGCAGUGGUAGACCGAGUCUUCCCAGUAAACCCUCAUUUUUGACUAGCAACUUAGCGUCAAAAAGAGGUAUUGAAGACCUCGACUUCUACAUCGGAGAUGAGGCAAUUGCACAAGCCAAAACAAUGGCAUUGAAUUAUCCAAUUCGUCACGGCCAAAUCAGCAAUUGGGAUCACAUGGAAAGAUUUUGGGAACAAUCUAUCUUCAAAUAUCUUCGCUGUGAACCGGAAGACCAUCACUUCCUUUUGACUGAACCACCUAUGAAUGCACCAGAAAACCGUGAAAUGACAGCAGAAAUCAUGUUUGAAUCCUUCAACGUUCAAGGUCUUUAUAUUGCUGUUCAAGCUGUUUUGGCUUUAGCAGCAUCCUGGACUUCCAGCAAAGUAACCGAGCAAACUCUAACCGGUACUGUAGUGGAUUCUGGUGAUGGUGUUACUCACGUCAUUCCAGUUGCCGAAGGCUAUGUUAUUGCUAGUUCAAUCAAAAGUGUACCUGUUGCAGGUAGCGACAUUACUUCGUUUGUCCAGCACCUGCUUCGUGAACGAGGCGAAACAAGUAUCCCUCCAGAAGACUCGUUCCGUAUUGCACAAGCUAUUAAAGAAGAUUACAGUUACGUUUGCCCGGAUAUUGUAAAAGAAUUCAAAAAGUACGAUCAAGAGCCUAGUAAAUAUUUCAAAAAAUAUGACGGUAUACAUUCAGUAACUGGCAAGAGUUAUUCAGUUGAUAUUGGUUUUGAACGCUUCCUUGCACCGGAAAUCUUCUUCAACCCAGAAAUUGCCAGUUCUGAUUUCUUAACACCUUUACCAGAAAUAGUAGACACAGUUAUUCAAACCAGUCCUAUUGAUGUUCGUAGAGGUUUGUAUAAAAAUAUUGUGUUAUCUGGUGGAUCUACUAUGUUCAAAGGAUUCGAUAAGAGACUUCAACGUGACAUCAAACGCGUUGUCGAUAAGCGUAUUCAAGACAGUGAAAAGAUGAGUGGGGGUGCUAUGAAGGCAACACCUAUGGAAGUUAAUGUUAUUUCACAUAAAAAGCAACGACAUGCGGUUUGGUUUGGUGGCAGUUUAUUAGCUUCUACUGGUGAAUUUUAUAAGUCAUGUCAUACAAAGGCCGAAUAUGAUGAGUACGGCCCCAGCAUAUGCCGUCACAACAGAGUCUUUAGCUCACUUUUGUAG
Molecule: messenger RNA, 1272 nt
Organism: Mycotypha africana
Lineage: Eukaryota; Fungi; Mucoromycota; Mucoromycetes; Mucorales; Mycotyphaceae
Product: actin family
Exons: 6
Coding region: 1-1272 (423 amino acids)
Biological process (GO): Arp2/3 complex-mediated actin nucleation
Cellular component (GO): Arp2/3 protein complex; actin cortical patch
Molecular function (GO): actin filament binding
Source: RefSeq, a predicted model, not a curated record